AUGUCGAUGUUUGGAUUCGGUAAAAACAUACCAGUCACACCUAUUCCUAAUAAUAAAGAUGAUAACAAUAUAACCGGAAAAUUCGAUCCGACCGCUUUGGAACGUGGAGCGAAGGCUUUGCGAAUGCUCGACUCUUCGCCAAACGCUCAAAAGGCCUUUGAGCUGACGAAAAUGCAAGAAAUGACAAAGCAACAGGAAAUACAAAUGCAAAUUGAACAGAUGAGACUGAAACAAGGGGAAUUGGGAACUCAAAAGGCUAAAAUAGAAAGCGAUGAAAGGAGGAAGUUAUUGUCACAUCAACAGGAACAGGAGAGAAUAACAGCUCAAUAUAAAGCUAAACUAGAAGAUGAGAUGUAUCAAAAAAAGUUGCUCGACCAAAAGAGACAAAAUGAGGAAUGGCUACAGCGUCAGCAUCAGCAGUUUCUGAAGCAGGAACAAAUAAGGAAGAACACAGAAAAUGAAAUAUUGAACAUGAAAAGGCAGCACCUGAAGGAAGAAAAGGAGUUGGAGAAGGACAUAAUGGUUGCCAAAGUGAGACAGGAAAACCUGGGUAAAAUACAGCAAGAAAGAGAUAAUUUUGAUAUACACCUCAAAAUGAUGAAGGAGAGGUCCGUUGAAGAGAGAAAGACGAAGCUGGAGUCGCUAAACUUGAUCUUCUCAUCAGUUGGGUCAGGGUUGUCGUCGAUACUUCAAGAUAAGCAGCGUCUAACAUACACGGUUAUGACAUUGACUGGGAUCUCAUUGGGGAUCUACCUUGCGAAAAACGGAACCAUUGUCGUUCGCAAAGUGAUAGAAAACAAAAUCGGAAAGCCUUCACUGGUGCGCGAGACCUCAAAAUCGAUCAUACCGGGGAACCUGAAGAGUAUGGUGAGGAAGGGGAACGAGUUCAACUUAAACGAGAUCGUGCUGAACAGCAGCCUCAACCAGAGGCUGACCUGGUCAAUAAACUCACUGCUCAAGUCGAAGCUGAAUAAGACUCCGUACAGAAACAUAUUGCUGUACGGCCCGCCGGGAACAGGGAAGACGCUGUUUGCGAAAACGUUGGCCCUGAGGAGCGGAAUGGACUACGCGAUCAUGACCGGCGGUGACAUAGGGCCCUUGAAGGAAAACGCAGUGACCGAGUUGAAUAAGCUCUUCAAGUGGUCAAACAAGUCUAAAAAGGGGCUGAUACUCUUCAUAGACGAGGCGGAGGCGUUUCUGAGGAAGGGCAGGUCCACGCUGGAGGGAAUGUCGGAAAACAUUAGGAACGCCUUGUCGACCUUUUUGUACCACACUGGCAAUGAAAACACCAAGUUCUGCCUCAUUCUCGCAACCAAUGAGAAGGAGAUUCUGGACAGGGCCGUUAUUGACCGUAUCGACGAACAGUUCAACUUCGACCUGCCAGAAGAGUCCGAGAGACUCAGAAUGAUCAAGCUCUUCAUGCAGCAGUUCGUGAUCAACCCGCUCAAGCGGUCCAAGGUGCAGAUAGACGAGUUGAUCAACGACUCGUACUUUGAGCAGCUGGCGAAGAGGACCCAGAACUUGUCAGGACGUCAAAUUUCAAAGCUGUGCAUCAGUUUACAAAGUGCGAUCUACGGCAGCGGCGCAACUAAACUGACUCUCGACCUUGCCAACACUGUGAUUGAGUGGCAGCUUCAAAACAACGCUAAUCUGACAUCCUAA
Messenger RNA from Theileria orientalis strain Shintoku, 1662 nucleotides. RefSeq lists its product as uncharacterized. Gene Ontology annotation, biological process: mitochondrion organization. The record is from RefSeq and is a predicted model, not a curated record. Gene Ontology annotation, molecular function: ATP binding; ATP hydrolysis activity; zinc ion binding. The transcript has 12 exons. Lineage: Eukaryota; Apicomplexa; Aconoidasida; Piroplasmida; Theileriidae. Gene Ontology annotation, cellular component: mitochondrion. Bases 1 to 1662 code for a protein of 553 amino acids.